AUGCCAGAUACUCAAGAUUUUAGGUCUAUAGAGUACCAAUAUCUGCCAGCAGAGUUUACUAGAUCUCAAGUAAAAUCUGAUGGUAGCAAAUCAAAGACAUAUCAUGUGAACCUUAAAGCAAAAACAAUGGGUUUUCGAUUACUUGGAAGAUGGCCAUCAUUUACAAGCCAAGCAGCUAGCAAAGUUGUGGAAGUCCCGAAAGGCUAUCUUGCAGUCUAUGUUGGGGAGAAAAUGAAGAGGUUCAUGAUUCCCAUAUCAUUCUUGAACCAGCCUUUAUUUCAAGAAUUGCUAAAACAAGCUGAAGAUGAGUUCGGCUAUAAUCAUCCUAUGGGAGGUCUCACAAUUCCCUGCAUGGAAGAUGUGUUCUUAGAUAUAGCUUCUCGCUUGAACGUGCCUUAG
Messenger RNA from Sphenostylis stenocarpa, 399 nucleotides. NCBI's taxonomy places the organism in Eukaryota, Viridiplantae, Streptophyta, Magnoliopsida, Fabales, Fabaceae. The record is from the annotation of a GenBank genome assembly.